Messenger RNA from Saccharomyces mikatae IFO 1815, 408 nucleotides. It is a transcript of the gene TRM112, whose product is annotated as RNA methylation protein TRM112. NCBI's taxonomy places the organism in Eukaryota, Fungi, Ascomycota, Saccharomycetes, Saccharomycetales, Saccharomycetaceae. The transcript has a single exon. Gene Ontology annotation, biological process: peptidyl-glutamine methylation; tRNA methylation; rRNA (guanine-N7)-methylation. The record is from RefSeq and is a predicted model, not a curated record. The coding region runs from base 1 to 408 and encodes 135 amino acids. Gene Ontology annotation, molecular function: protein heterodimerization activity.
AUGAAGUUCCUAACCACAAACUUUCUAAAAUGCUCCGUCAAGGCCUGUGACACCAGUAACGACAACUUUCCGCUACAAUAUGAUGGCAGCAAAUGUCAAUUGGUACAGGACGGAUCUAUCGAGUUCAAUCCAGAGUUCCUUCUGAACAUUGUCGAUCGUGUAGACUGGCCUGCAGUUCUGACAGUUGCCGGCGAGUUAGGGAACAACGCCUUGCCCCCUGUCAAACCCUCUUUCCCAUCAUCGAUCGAGGAACUCACAGAUGAUGACAUGGCCAUCUUAAAUGAUCUGCACACAUUAUUGCUACAGACUUCUAUCGCUGAAGGUGAAAUGAAGUGCAGGAAUUGCGGCCAUAUCUAUUACAUCAAGAAUGGCAUUCCCAACUUGCUGCUACCCCCACACCUGGUAUGA